Cylicocyclus nassatus is the source of this 1020-nucleotide messenger RNA. NCBI's taxonomy places the organism in Eukaryota, Metazoa, Nematoda, Chromadorea, Rhabditida, Strongylidae. The record is from the annotation of a GenBank genome assembly.
AUGAUCAUUUCUAUCGUACGCAUUUUGUUAGCUACGUGGAUGUUCGCAGCACUGGCAGUGGCGCUUUUAAAUGUUCGCAUCACUCGACAAAAUGGGAAUCAAGGAAACGCUCAAGAACUGGAAUGUUUCGGGAACGAUGAGUUUCCACAUGGGUCUCCAGGGUCGCUCGACAGGCUUGAGUACUACUGUACCUACUACUAUGAAUUCUCGGGCGACGACUGUAGGAGCGCGUCCAUGCCGCGUCAAGGACGUGGAGUUGCUGGAGAAGGGAAUAAUGAUGCAUGCGGGCCGUUAUACCCGGUAUCUACGUCGCAGUACAAGAACACAGUGAUCAUUUGUUUCUGCAACUGGCGUAAUUGCAAUACCCGAAAAAAUGUACAGAUGAUGAUGACGGAACCUAUAACAAUAAAAGGUGUUUAUGGGUUUUACUCGACCAUAGACAAUAGAGCCAGGGACUUAUUUCAAUGCAUGAAAGAAAAGUUUGACCAAGCAGUAAAAAAGUCAAAAAAGGGCAGAAAAAAAGACGGAGGAUUGCCUAUUAGCGUGGGACUCUUGGUCGUAAUUAUUGUUGGCAGCGUUCUUCUAAUAGGUACAAUAGUUGUGCUUAUCCCAUUCUUAAGGAAAUGGCACAAAGCUCGACAUAAGAAAUGGCUUGAAGAAACUUGGGAAGAACGUGUGCGACAAGCUGCCAAGGAGCUUAACGUUCAAAAUAGCAAGGAAACCGGCGAAACGGAAAAAGCAAAGUACGACAAAAAGACAAGAGCAGGACGAAAAGCACUCAAAACGUUGAUUGAAUCUAAAGAAGGAUCGAAAGAAUCGCAAGAAAAGGGAUCGAAAGACGACCUGUUUCCAAUGGCAAUAGGACCGAACGAACAGAGACCAUCAGCAGAAAAGUUUUCUGCGGAACCAGCAAAAGGUUCAGCAGAAGCAGGCGGCUUUCCUGAGAGAGGCUUUGGUGGAUUUGGUGCUCCUGUGGGUAGAGGCUUUUCAAAUGAAGCUCAGGGGAUGGGUGUGCAGUAG